ACUUAUAAUGUUCUUACCAAUGACGUCAUUUAAUUAAUAUGGGCGGGGUCAGCCUGCGGUUAAUAAAUUUAUUGAUUAAUCAAUGGAUGAUCACCAUCAUUGCAAUUUUUGCUUCUUCUCUUUCUGUGACUUUCAGGGGUCCUCCUGCCCUGUAGUUCCCUGUCCUAAUUGUGAUACAAGACUCCACAAAUGCAAGCUGAGCGAGCACACUGCCUGUAUUUGUCCGGACUCCCCCGUUCCUUGUAUUAAUCAACAGUAUGGGUGUGAUCAAGUGCUAAGGAGGUCUCUUUUAGGACCUCAUUUGGAGUCCUGCCCUGCUUCUUCUGUCUUGUGCCGCUUUGUUCGCCAGAGGUGGCAAUUGGACUAUAAUUGGAGCCAAUCAGCUCAUCAUGACCUCCUUGCAGAUGAGAAGUUACUGCAACAAGACAUCAAAAUCAUGAUUGCAGCAGAACCACCAAGCAUUAUUACUGGCAGAGAGGGAGGGAACAAACCUUUCGAUGCUAAAAAGACUAGUCUAUGGUGCACCGUAGGCAGUGAAUAUUUUAUUGCUCCUGAAAAAUUUUCUAAGGUUUUAACAAAUAACUAUAGACUUAUGCUCUCAGACUAUCAUCUUAGCCAAUCGUACAUUUAUCACAGGAAAGACUCCUCCAAACUCUGCCACUCUUUUUUCUGUGGAGCUAUUUUACGAAGAGAUCAAUUCCAGUCCCAUGCUUUCAAUCAUCAAAGCCUUGAAGUUGAUUUCUUGUCGAUGAGAAUCAUACGUUGUCCUCUGCUGUCUCUUGGAUGUCGCUUUGGUGUACAGACCUAUGAGCCAUCAAGAGGACAUACUGAUUAUAGUGCAUUAAUGUCCUGUUUUACUGUCUCAUACAAAGUGAGUGACACAUUACAGAAUGUGGAGCAUCAGCAUAGCACGGCAAUAGAACACCUACCAGUUGAGCUCCUAUAUAAUAUCAUUGGUUAUCUGGACUCUCUAAGUCUUUGGAGUCUUUCUCAAGUAAAUCGGAUUUUUAGAGACCUUUGUGAGACGUUUUUAAAUGUAAAAGGAGUUAUUUAUUUUUGUUGGGAGAAGAAUAUUGAUGAUAGAUGGCAUCAAAGUAGAAAGAAGUGGACUUUUCCAAGAACUAUUUCUCCAGUAAUUUCAUGGGAGCCAGUUAGCCCAGUAGCAACCAUUAAUGAACACCUCAUACACUGUCCUUAUAAUAUUAAAAAAAUUAAAACUGAUAAUUAUCAACUUCCACUUCCCAUCAGAAAUAAAAAAUAAAUAAUAUGG
This is a messenger RNA of Amphimedon queenslandica, 1270 nucleotides long. RefSeq names its product F-box only protein 40-like. Lineage: Eukaryota; Metazoa; Porifera; Demospongiae; Haplosclerida; Niphatidae. The coding region runs from base 83 to 1261 and encodes 392 amino acids. The transcript has 2 exons. Gene Ontology annotation, molecular function: protein binding; zinc ion binding; ubiquitin protein ligase activity. The record is from RefSeq and is a predicted model, not a curated record.